Sphaerulina musiva SO2202 is the source of this 2348-nucleotide messenger RNA. RefSeq names its product DEAD-domain-containing protein. The record is from RefSeq and is a predicted model, not a curated record. The transcript is spliced from 3 exons. Gene Ontology annotation, cellular component: mitochondrion. The coding region runs from base 108 to 1769 and encodes 553 amino acids. Gene Ontology annotation, molecular function: nucleic acid binding; ATP binding. NCBI's taxonomy places the organism in Eukaryota, Fungi, Ascomycota, Dothideomycetes, Mycosphaerellales, Mycosphaerellaceae.
CUGGGAUGAGAAGUUUCCUCAACAGCCCACUCCGCGUCAAUACAGCACGCAUACCAGCCUAUCUGCACUGCCGUCCCUCACUCAACAUCAGCACAACUUUGAUCAGAAUGGCAGGAACUACAGCGCCGGAUGCGCAGCCUUGGAGCAGCAUGAAGGGAAAACUGAACGACGGUCUGCUUCGCGGUCUGGCUGGGAUGGGAUAUGAGUUCAUGAGUCCCGUGCAACAGAAAGUCUUGUCUGAAUUACCAUCUUUCAGCGCUGAUUGCCUCGUGCAAGCAAAGACCGGAACAGGAAAGACGAUCGCGUUCUUGCUCCCAGCUCUGCAUUCUCUUCUGGCGAAUCCCAACGUCCCACGGGGUCAAGUCGGAAUUCUGAUCUGCUCACCAACUCGUGAACUUGCGCUCCAAAUUGCAAAGGAAUGCAACGCAGUCACUGCACAGCUGCCGUCUCGACUGGAAUGCCACACUGCAUACGGUGGCACGUCUAAAGAGCGCGACCUCAAGGCGUUCCUCAAUGGAGAUCCCAAGAUUGUUGUUGCUACUCCCGGUCGACUGAACGACUACCUCAACGACGAAUACGUUGCUGAGAAAUUUACAAACCUACGCACAUUGGUACUUGACGAAGCAGAUCAAAUGCUCGAGGCAGGAUUCCUGGUUGCAAUCAAUGAGAUUCUGCGCCGUGUACCACCCAAGGACAAGACUCACUGGCAAGGGAUGUGCUUUUCCGCCACGAUUCCCGAGAAGAUCAAGAGUGUCCUACCCAAGAUUCUGAGCAAACAACACACCCACCUUUCUACCGUCGAUCCGAAUGAGACACCGACCAUUGAUCGUGUUCUGCAGCACUCCGUCAUUGUGCCGUCCAAUUACGAAGUAUAUCCAGCAUUGUGGGCUCUUCUUCAACAAGAGUAUGCCGCCACUAAGGGUGAUUUCAAAGUCAUUGUCUUUGGUUGUACGGCAAACGGUGUCGCUCUCAUGCACGCCCUCUUCACCAAUCUUCUACACUCCAAUAACGCCAUCAAAGUCUUCCAGCUCCAGUCUCGUCUAACUCAAGCGAACAGAACGAGAACCACAAACGAGUUCAAGGAGGCGAAGGCUGGCGUCAUGUUCGCGUCGGACGUGAUUGGUCGCGGCAUGGACUUUCCGAAUGUUUCCCACGUCAUUCAAGUCGGGCUGCCCUCCAACGGCGAUCAAUACGUUCAUCGUGUUGGGCGCACAGCUCGUGCUGGUAAUGAGGGACGUGCAAUGAUUCUACUGACUCAGCGUGAAAGCUUCUUUCUCAAAGUCAACAAGCGGUUACCGAUCACUCCAUACCCUGCAGACCUUACUGGUGCGGCGAUAACAGAGCAAGCCCGAGAAGUGCAGAUUGCAUUCGCUGACGUCCAAGAGAUUACGAAAUCCAAGGCAUACCAAGCUUGGCUCGGUUUCCACAAGGUCUUCACAAAGCAACUGCAACUUACAAAUGAUGGAUUAGUGGAGCAAGUCAACGAGUACGCCGCGGCCAUGGGCUGUCCGGAGCCUCCCAUGAUUGACAAGCGUGUAGUGGGGAAAAUGGGCUUGAAGGGAGUACGUGGAUUGAAUAUUGGGCUUGUCGAGACCACGGGUGGCGGCCGCGGAGGCCGAGGGGGCCGAGGAGGCGGUCAUGGAGGGGAUAAUCGGAUUGGUGGUGGCGAAAGUAAUGGCAGGAUCGAGAAGAAUGGAGGAGGUCGUGGAGGAUCUGGUGCAGGUGGUCGUGGUCGUGGCAGAGGCGGUGGUGCCCGCAGAGGCCAAUGAGUGGGCUAGCUAUCAUUUGGAUGCCAGCCCAGGUUCUGCAGACGAAAGGGGAGAUGUGUGUUGCUCGAGAGAUCCACUUCCAGCACUCACAUCCUGUUAAAGUAUGAGGAAGGCAUUGGAGGUGGAGAGGACAAAUUCUUUGGUCCUAUUCAAGGCAUGAGCGAGUUGGAAAUGGUACCUCACUGGUAGGCAAGUCGCCAACAUGUUGAUGAGCACUCACGCCAACUGGCCAAUGAAUGGAAGGCCAUCCCGAGUAAUUGAGUGAGGCUGAAUACCUCGAACAUGAAAAUGCCAAGUAGUGGGGUGAGGACCGGGUGUGGGAACGAGGAGCUCGCAGCUACAAUAUUGAACAUUCAUAAAACUGACUUGCCUGGUCACGUCUACAAGUGUGUUAGAGGUGCCGGACAAGCUACCUCGGCCGAGACCCAGGUGAUUAUCCUUGCCGCCUAUCUUUCAAGCGUUGUGGCCGAGAAGACUUUGACAGUUCAGUACUACUGAUCACUAUAGUUCUAGAUAAUUGCCAAUUCUCCAGAACUCUGAAGAGUGAAGGCUGUAGUAUAUCCAAUUACUAUAAUCUCU